GUAAUUUAAAUUAAGCAAACAAUGGAGUGAAAAGGGAAACGGGUAAUUUGUUCUGCAUUUUAAACAAGGUUUCGGUUAGUUUUUGGUAUUGUACUGAGCUUUUUUAAGUGUGCCAAGAUUUCUGAAAAACUUUAAAUAGACAUUUGAAUUUUGGCAAACCACUUCAAUAAAACAGGGAACUAAUGUAGUGGAGAAAAGAACCUGCAGUCUGCCACAUUACUUGUCAACAGUUUCCAUGUCGUCAGCCCCUAAAUGCUAAACCCUGGAACGUGUCUUUGUAGUUAGGGUAACAUGACUCUUGAGACAAGCACUCUUUCAAUCCCAUGCCGAGUUGACUAUAUCCACACGCAUAAUAUUCCAAUUUUUCCUACGGUCAUGAACGCCACAGUACGCCCUCCUUUUUCCUAACAUCCGGGCAACUUCGGCGCAAACCAGUGUGUGGAAAUUGUGGAAGGAGGGCAGAGGAGAGCUGCGGGAAGGCGGAUUGAUGACAGCUGUCACUGUGAACAAAAACACUACCUAUCUUUGAGAGAGAAGCCGAAUGGCUCCCCCCUAAACCUAUGUGAGAAAGAGAACAACGGACUAGCUCUGUAACGUUUACAGGAAGGUGUCGUGGAGACCACUACAUAUAUAUUUUGGCUGUUUACUGAACUACAUCACUGGUGGAGCUACAGUUGCACAGGCAACAUGGGGACACAAGGCUCUGGUAGAAAGCGUGCCCCUAUGAAAGAUCGUUUUUCAGCGGAGGAUGAGGCCUUGAGUAGCAUUGCUCGGGAGGCAGAGGCCAGGCUAGCAGCAAAGAGAGCAGCUCGAGCGGAAGCCAGGGAUAUUCGAAUGAGGGAACUCGAACGACAGCAAAAAGAGCUUUCAUACCACUCUGGUAGCAGCAGAAAAUGGGGUCAGAUCCAUCAGUGGAUGGCUGACACUGAAAAGGCCAGAGGUUCUAGUAGUAGUAGGUCAAGCAGCCGUCAUCGUCGGGGGCUGGAUGAUGAUGUCACAUCAGUCCACAGCUACAGGUCCACUUCAUCAUCAGUGCGUGACUUGGGUUGUAGUAAAAGUCGGUCCAGUUCCCGCAGGAAAGAUGCCUUGUCUGAUGGCCUCUCCACUAGCUCCGCCCUCCGGAGUUCCCGCUCUACUGUAUGUAUUUUGUGUUGGUCAUCCAUUGGUCACUGCUUUUUCCAUUCUUGUACUGCGUUGACUUAUUUACAUGUUUUCACCCGGGCUGAACAGAGUUCUGUGUACAAUGACCUUCAUGGCCUUAAAAGGUCUUCAUCCAGCUCCUCAAAGAAGGACCUGCUGGCUGGUCUAUACCAUGAUCAAAGGAAAUACACCAGCCUGACGAAGACAAAAGCACCACCUCUACCCUCCACCUCCACCUAUCAGCCUCGGGCCACUUCUUCCUCUUCCUCCACCACUGGUACAGGGUUACCUCGCAGCUACAGCGUGGCCUCUAUUUAUGACAAUGCCGGCCUUUACGGCUCGGGCUACAGUUCAAAAGCUCCCUCUGAAUACAGCUGGUACUCCUCUGGAGCCAGCUCUACUCGCACCAGCCCUGCGUCCUCAGAUGAUGACACUGUUAGCAGCGUGUCCCAGGAGCGCUACAGCAGAAGCCGUAGGGACAGCGGGUCAUCAGACUUCUCAGAUAUAAGUGAGUCGGCUGCUGAUUAUUUCAGCCGCUCCAACAGAAGGGGCAGUAUUGUGUCUGAUCUUGAUGAUUUCAGCAUUCCUGAUCUGGACAGUCUGGAUGAGAAAUGUGACAAACAGUAUUCAGAUUACAGUCGGCCAUCAUCGCGAUGUGCCACCCCAGGCUUGUCGGCAGCCACCCUGGCAUCACUGGGGGGCUCCUCAUCACGCCGUGGAAGCACAGACACGGGUAGCGUCUAUGAAGCUGACAGCAGUCUGAGUGAACUGAAGGAUAUCUAUGAACUAAAGGACCAGAUUCAGGAUGUAGAAGGGCGGUACAUGCAAGGGCUUAAAGAGCUGAAGGAGUCACUCGUGGAGGUGGAGGAGAAAUAUAAAAAAGCCAUGGUAUCGAACGCACAGCUGGAUAAUGACAAAGGCAACCUCAUCUAUCAAGUGGACACACUAAAAGAUGUCAUUGAGGAGAUGGAGGAACAAAUGUCAGAGAUGAAGAGGGAACUGGAAGACAAGUCAAAGGAACUAGAACGGCAAAAGCACACAUGUACUGUUCUGCAGCACAAACAAGAAGAGCUGAAAGAGGGAAUCCGCCAAAGAGAUGAGCUUAUAGAGGAAAGCCAGCAAAUGCAGAGUAAGUUAGAUGCCCUGACCAGAGAAGUGUUUGACCUGCAGGAAACUGUAAACUGGAAGGACAAAAAGAUUGGGGCCCUAGAGAGGCAGAAAGAGUACUUUGAUUGCAUUAGGAAUGAGAGAGAUGAGCUCAGGGAUGAGCUCGCUGACAUCAAGGAAAAGGCCAAAGCAGGAGAGAAACAUGGGCUGGUCAUCAUCCCAGACGGUACACCAAAUGGAGAUGUCAACCAUGAGUCUGUGUCCUCAGGAAUCACUGUGGUAUCCCAGGAGGCCGCCCAGGUGCUGGAGUCUGCAGGAGAUGGUCCACUGGAUGUCAGGCUACGGAAGUUAGCAGAGGAGAAAGAUGAACUGCUGGCUCAGAUCAGAAAGCUGAAGAACCAGCUGGAGGAGGAGCGACAGAAACACACCAAGGCCGACAGCACGUUCACAGAUGGAGAGAGGAUGGAGAAUGGUACAGACUUGCAUUUGAUCGAGAUGCAGAGAGAUGCCAACAGACAGAUUAGUGAAUACAAAUUCAAGCUUUCUAAGGCAGAACAGGAAAUGGGUACAAUGGAGCAAAAUAUUAAUAGACUUGAAGGGCAAGUGUCCAGGUACAAGGCAGCAGCUGAUAACUCAGAGAAAAUAGAAGAUGAACUAAAGGCUGAAAAACGGAAACUUCAGAGAGAGCUGCGUACUGCUUUGGAUAAGAUAGAGGAGAUGGAGAUGACCAAUAACCACCUAGUGAAACGCCUGGAGAAAAUGAAGGCCAACAGGAACGCCCUUCUAUCUCAGCAGUGAGACGCAGCAGCACCACAGAAGCCCUUAAACUUGCACCUCAGACCUCUGACUGCCAUACUGCGUCUGGCGCACACUUCCACCUUCAGCUGUAAUACUCUACUAUCUGUAGCUCACCACAAAUACUUAACACAAUACUUGUAGCACAGGCAAAAAAAACACUUUCUGCUCUCUUUAAAAACCAGAAGUGAUGGUUUUUAUCUGGCGAUCCUCUGGAAUUUUGGGAGAAAUAAUGCAAAUUUAAUAAAGUUUUUGGGAGACAAAUAAGGAAUUUACACUACUUAAUUGUCAGAACUGUGUACAUCAUGUUGUUCACAAGAUUUUCUUUCCCUCUGGUCGGGUGCUUUGGCUGUACCUUUUUGUUUAUUAUUUUUCUUUUUUUUUUUAUCAUUAUUUUGAGAAGUUGCAUGAAUGGGUAUUAAGGCGAUGCUUUUAAACAGUCGGACCCUCAAAGCUGCUCCUGCCCUGCGCCUCCUCUACUUCUCCUCACACAGUGAAGUGCCUUUUCACACCAGGAAAUGGGGGAGGGCUGCACCGCUCCAAGGAAAAAUAACAAUAAUAGUUUUAAUAGGUACAGAAUGAUGUAUUUAAAAAGAGGUGCAGUCAGUAUUUGAAAAUAUAGAAAAUCGACUUUGUUGCGGUUUCAUUGACAUUUUUGCAAAUAUUUAAAAGAUUUCUUGGAAAUAAAUGUGUAAUUUACA
Molecule: messenger RNA, 3743 nt
Organism: Cynoglossus semilaevis (tongue sole)
Lineage: Eukaryota; Metazoa; Chordata; Actinopteri; Pleuronectiformes; Cynoglossidae
Gene: lrrfip2
Product: leucine rich repeat (in FLII) interacting protein 2
Exons: 26
Coding region: 688-3045 (785 amino acids)
Biological process (GO): regulation of DNA-templated transcription
Source: RefSeq, a predicted model, not a curated record